AUGGCAUAUGUAAAGGUUGUUAAAAACAAAGCAUAUUUUAAAAGGUACCAAGUGAAAUAUAGAAGAAGAAGAGAGGGAAAAACUGACUAUAGGGCUAGAAAAGCUUUAAUAUUACAAGACAAGAAUAAGUAUAAUGCUCAAAAGCUUCGAUUUGUUGUUCGUAAAACAAAUAGCCAGAUAAUAUGUCAAAUAGCUUGUGCCCAUAUUGAAGGAGAUAAAAUAUUAGCAGAAGCAAAAUCAAAAGAAUUGAUAAGAUAUGGAAUCCCUGUUGGAUUAAAGAAUUAUGCAGCUGCUUAUGCUACCGGUUUAUUGUGUGCUCGUCGUUUUUUAAAAUCUUUAAAUUUAGAUACUCAAUUUGUAGGUGUUGAGAAAGUAACAGGUGAAGAAGAAAAUAAUGAAGAUAAAGAAGAUGAAGAAGGAAGAAAACCAAUAAAAGCAUUUUUAGAUGUUGGUAUAACAAGAACAACAACAGGAAAUCGUGUAUUUGCUGCAUUGAAAGGAGCUUGUGAUGGUGGUUUGAAUAUUCCUCAUGGUAAUAAUAGAUUUCCAGGUUCUAAAAAUGAAUUCAAUCCUGAACAGUUAAGAAAAAAUAUUUUAGGUAUCCAUGUAGCUGAAUAUAUGAAAACAUUACAAGAAGAGGAUAAUGACAAAUAUAAAACUCAUUUCAAUGAUUAUUUGAAAAAUAAUAUCUCAGCUGAUGAUAUCGAGCAAAUGUAUUUAACUGCACAUGAAAAAAUUAGGCAAAAUCCAGAAAAAGAAUCAAAGGAUACAAAGAAUGUUAAAAAAUUUGUAUCUAAGCAUGAAAAACCUAAGAAGCUUAACGCCAAACUUAGAAAAAAGAGAGUCAAGGAAAAGUUGGCUUUAUAUGUCGAAAAAUUACAAUAA
Messenger RNA from Plasmodium adleri (nom. inval.), 885 nucleotides. Its product is annotated as 60S ribosomal protein L5, putative. The record is from RefSeq and is a predicted model, not a curated record. The coding region runs from base 1 to 885 and encodes 294 amino acids. Gene Ontology annotation, molecular function: structural constituent of ribosome; 5S rRNA binding. The transcript has 3 exons. Gene Ontology annotation, biological process: translation; ribosomal large subunit assembly. Gene Ontology annotation, cellular component: ribosome; cytosolic large ribosomal subunit. NCBI's taxonomy places the organism in Eukaryota, Apicomplexa, Aconoidasida, Haemosporida, Plasmodiidae.